UAUCAUUUAGUCUGUGCACGUUGGAACAAGUGAACAUGUUGCGUGUUGUGGCUUACGUCUGCGCUCUCCUGGCACUGGCACACGGACAGACCACCAAUGUACAGUCAUGUACUAUGUUCAAUGCACCAUUGCCGAUCAACGCGCACAUUGAGGGCUGUGUGGAGCCGCCAUGUAUCUUUCCGCAGGGCACUUAUGCGGUGAUUAACGUCUUAUUCCGAGCACCUCGCCCCAUUGAAACCAUGACUACUCUUGUGACAGCAUUGCUGUUUACCGCAAUCCCUUACCCACUCGGAGACGCCACACACACAUGCAAUUACCUCACUAACAGCUUCUGUCCUCUUGUCGAGGGUGAGGUAGUGCAGUACACCCUACAUAUGUUCAUCGAGAGCUCAUUCCCCGCGGGAACCAGUCUACCAGUCGAGUUCAGGGUUCGUGAGGGUAGUUCCUUGACGGGUUCGCUAAUCUGGUGCAUCCGUGUCCCGCUGACAAUUGUUCCUCCACUCUCCAGUUCUAAUAUGUCUGCCCGCAAUGCUACUGUAGCUGACAAAGUAUAAUCUUAAAAAAUAAUACACUCAUCAUUAAUAUUAAUCAAAUCAGUCUAUAAGUGCACACUGUUCUGUAAAGGCUUCUUCUCACACGUAGAAGGAAUGAGCAUUAAUCACCACAGAUGCUCGAAGUGAAUUGGCGAUUGCAAACUUAUAAUUAGAAGUUAUAUAUGCAGGUUUUCUCACGAGGUUUUCGUUCACCGUAAGACAGUAGUGUUUAGGUAAUCUUAGAAAGAACUUGUAGCUCGGAAGAAGUCACAUUGAUACUUGUCAAGUACAGGUACCCGCACCCCGCAUGAAACGCAGGCGCGUUUAUUUGACAUGUCAUUGAACAUUACAUUACAUUACAAUAUGCUCAUGCUACUAGACUGAUAUUUUUUGUACAGAACAACCAAAAAUUGUAAACUUUCAUUCUAUACAUUUUGAGAAAUAAAUAAAUUUGUGAAUAUUUACCGACUUCACUUGGGUUUCAUUUUAUAUUGAACUAUAAAGAAAAAACUUACUAGAUGCAUACCGAAGCCAGAAAUCUGGUAAAAACAUUUUGUCUGUCUGUCUGAAUGUUCGCGCAUCACGCAAAAACUACUAGUCCGAUUACGACGAAAUUUAGUGUAAUUAUACUUUACUAUCCUGGGCACUGGAGUAACUUCAAAAUAAAUAAAUUUUACCAGUUUCCUACAAUCUGGAACUUAUAUAAUUUAAAAGUGAUAUGUAGUCUAGAGGUAAGAAUAUUUUUACGUAAUAAAGAAAUACAC
This is a messenger RNA of Spodoptera litura, 1297 nucleotides long. RefSeq lists its product as uncharacterized. The record is from RefSeq and is a predicted model, not a curated record. Lineage: Eukaryota; Metazoa; Arthropoda; Insecta; Lepidoptera; Noctuidae.